This is a messenger RNA of Toxotes jaculatrix (banded archerfish), 6048 nucleotides long. It is a transcript of the gene rasgrf2b, whose product is annotated as Ras protein-specific guanine nucleotide-releasing factor 2b. The record is from RefSeq and is a predicted model, not a curated record. Gene Ontology annotation, molecular function: protein binding; guanyl-nucleotide exchange factor activity. Gene Ontology annotation, biological process: positive regulation of GTPase activity; Ras protein signal transduction. The transcript has 29 exons. Bases 1 to 3906 code for a protein of 1301 amino acids. Gene Ontology annotation, cellular component: plasma membrane. NCBI's taxonomy places the organism in Eukaryota, Metazoa, Chordata, Actinopteri, Toxotidae.
AUGCAGAAGAGCGUCCGCUACAACGAAGGGCACGCGCUGUUUCUGUCGGUGGUCGCGCGUAAAGAGGGAACCAAGCGCGGCUACCUGAGCAAGAAGACGGCGGAGAACAGCCGAUGGCAUGAGAAGUACUUCGCCCUUUAUCAGAAUAUACUGUUCUACUUCGAGAACGAGCAGAGCGCGCGACCUGCCGGGAUUUACCUGUUGGAAGGAUGCACCUGCGAGCGCGCGCCGGCGCCCAAGAUGUCCACCACGGGGAAGGAAGCGCUGGAGAAACAGCACUACUUCCUCAUUGUGUUUGGUCAUGAUGGACAGAAACCUCUGGAGCUGCGGACAGAAGAAGAGAGUGAGUGUGAUGAAUGGCUGGAGGCCAUCCAGCAGGCCAGUUAUUCUGACAUCAUCAUCGAACGAGAGGUGCUGAUGCAGAAAUAUAUUCACCUUGUCCAGAUAGUGGAGACUGAGAAGGUGGCUGCCAAUCAGCUGCGCACCCAGCUGGAGGAUCAGGACACAGAAAUCGAGAGGCUCAAAGCAGAGAUUGUAGCUCUGAACAAAACCAAGGAGCGAAUGCGGCCUUAUCAUAUCAACCAUGAAAAUGAAGACCCAGAUAUCAAAAAGAUCAAAAAGGUGCAGAGCUUCAUGCGGGGCUGGCUCUGUCGGAGGAAGUGGAAGAUCAUCGUUCAGGAUUACAUCUGCUCUCCUCAUGCUGAGAGCAUGAGGAAGAGGAACCAGAUUGUCUUCAACAUGGUGGAGGCAGAGACAGAGUACGUCCACCAGCUCUACAUCCUGGUCAACUGUUUCCUUAGACCUCUGAGGAUGGCUGCCAGCUCCAAGAAACCCCCCAUUAGCCACGAUGAUGUCAGCAGCAUCUUCCUCAACAGUGAGACCAUCAUGUUCCUACAUGAGAUUUUCCAUCAAGGCUUGAAGGCAAGGAUCGCCAACUGGCCAACCCUGGUGCUGGCUGACCUAUUUGACAUCCUGCUGCCCAUGCUGAACAUCUAUCAGGAGUUUGUGAGAAACCAUCAGUAUAGCCUGCAGGUUUUGGCCAACUGUAAACAGAACAGAGACUUUGACAAGCUGCUGAAACAGUACGAGUCCAACGCUGCCUGUGAGGGAAGGAUGCUUGAGACCUUCCUCACAUACCCCAUGUUCCAGAUUCCCCGCUACAUCAUCACCUUGCAUGAGUUAUUGGCCCACACACCUCACGAGCAUGUGGAGCGCAAGAGUCUUGAAUUUGCCAAGUCCAAAUUAGAGGAACUGUCCAGGGUGAUGCACGACGAGGUGAGUGACACGGAGAACAUCCGGAAGAACCUGGCCAUAGAGAGGAUGAUAGUGGAGGGCUGUGACAUCCUGCUGGACACCAGCCAGACCUUCGUCAGACAGGGUUCUCUAAUCCAGCUGCCGUCGGUGGAGCGAGGGAAGUUAAGUAAGGUCCGUCUGGGUUCUCUCUCUCUGAAGAAGGAAGGGGAAAGGCAGUGUUUCCUCUUUACCAAACACUUCCUCGUCUGCACACGCAGCUCCGGGGGAAAACUGCACCUCCUCAAGCAAGGUGGAGUUUUGUCCUUAAUUGACUGCACACUUAUAGAGGAACCAGAUGCCAAUGACGAAGAAUCUAAAGCUGGCGGACAGGUGUUUGGUCAGCUGGACUUUAAGCUUGUAGUAGAGCCAUCAGACUCACCUUCGUUCACGGUGGUCUUACUGGCUCCAUCACGUCAGGAGAAGGCUGCAUGGACCAGUGAUAUUAGCCAGUGUAUAGAUAAUAUCCGCUGUAAUGGCUUAAUGACCAGUGUGUUUGAGGAGAACUCCAAAGUUACUGUGCCUCAUAUGAUCAAAUCCGAUGUGCGUCUCCAUAAAGAUGAUGUUGACAUUUGCUUCAGCAAGACGCUCAACUCCUGCAAGGUCCCCCAGAUCCGCUAUGCCAGCGUGGAGCGGCUGCUGGAGAGGCUGACCGACCUGCGUUUCCUCUCCAUAGACUUCCUCAACACCUUCCUACACACAUACAGGAUCUUCACCACGGCAGCGGUGGUCAUGGACAAACUGGCCGACAUCUACAAGAAGCCGUUUUCCUCCAUACCUAUCAGGGCGCAGUACCACUCAUUUGACCGUCUGUCCAUCUCAUCCCUCUGUCCUGACUACAGUCUGAAGAUCAAGAAGAUAGCCAUGGAUCAGUCCAAGUCCUUGGAGCUGUUCUUUGCCACCAAUCAGAAUAACAGAGGUGGUGAGCACAUAAACGACAAGUCUCCUCGUCUCUGCCGCAAGUUCUCCUCUCCUCCUCCUCUGUCCAUCCCAUCCCGCACCUCCUCCCCUGUCCGAACACGAAAGCUUUCUCUCCACUCCCCCAUCACUGCCAGGGUUGGAGGCCUCGACCUGACCAGUCCUCUGUCAAACUCCAGUGUCAACCACAACACUUCCCAGUCUGCCGCCAGUAGUCCCACAUCUGCCCACACCCCUCAGACUCCAACGCCUCAGACACCGACUCCAACCACCUCUUCUCCUCCUCCACCUCCCUCCUCCACCUCUCCUCCACCUAACAACUCCAAGCCACCACAAGACCAAGUUCCUCCCAUUCCUUCUUCCCCGGAUCAAAGUCCCAGCCCGUUUGGAGAGGGAGAGGAGGUGCCCAGGAUCGACCCUUUCUGUGGGAAACUGCGACGGAGCAUCCGCAGAGCUGUGCUGGAGUCAGUGUCACUAGAGAAAAUCCUCCCAGAGUCUCCUCAGAGCAGUGAGGCAGGAGACAUGUCUCCUUGUCGCUCCCCUUCCACCCCUCGACACCUCCGCUACAGACAGCCUGGAGUCCAGUCAGGGGAGAACUCACGCUGCUCAGUCUCUCCUGCCUCUGCGUUUGCAAUCGCCACAGCCGCAGCAGGACAUGGUACACCACCAGUGUUUACUAACUCUGAAAGAACUUGUGAUAAAGAGUUCAUCAUCCGCCGAGCUGCGACUAACAGAGUUCUCAACGUGCUGCGGCACUGGGUGUCCAAACACUCACAGGACUUUGAGAUGAAUGGGGAGCUGAAGAUGUCAGUGAUCUGUCUCCUGGAGGAGGUUCUUAGAGAUCCAGACCUUCUGCCUCAGGAAAGGAAAGCUACUGCCAACAUACUGAGUGCCCUUUCUCAAGAUGAACAGGAUGAUGCCCAGCUGAGAAUAGAGGACAUCUUACAGAUGGCGGACUGUCCGAAGGCAGAGUGUUUCGAGUCUCUCUCAGCGAUGGAGCUGGCUGAACAGAUCACUCUGCUGGAUCACAUUGUCUUCAGGAGCAUUCCUUAUGAAGAGUUCCUGGGCCAGGGCUGGAUGAAGGUUGAUAAGACAGAAAGGACGCCCUACAUCAUGAAAACUAGCCAACACUUCAAUGAUAUGAGUAACCUGGUGGCAUCACAGAUUAUGACCCAUACUGAUGUGGGCUCGAGGGCCAGCUCCAUAGAGAAGUGGGUUGCUGUGGCUGACAUCUGCCGCUGUCUCAACAACUACAACGGAGUACUGGAGAUCACAUCUGCACUCAAUCGCAGUGCCAUCUACCGUUUGAAGAAGACCUGGGCUAAAGUUAGCAAACAGACUAAGGCCUUGAUGGACAAACUGCAGAAGACUGUGUCCUCUGAGGGAAGGUUUAAAAAUCUGAGGGAAACCCUGAAAAACUGCAACCCUCCAUGUGUGCCAUACCUGGGAAUGUAUCUAACAGACCUGGCCUUUAUUGAGGAGGGAACGCCCAAUUUUACUGAGGAAGGCCUUGUUAACUUCUCUAAAAUGAGGAUGAUAUCCCAUAUCAUCAGAGAGAUCCGACAGUUCCAGCAGACUCCUUACAGAAUAGAACAUCAGCCCAAGGUGACCCAGUACCUUCUGGAUAAGACUCUGAUCAUGGAUGAAGACACACUCUAUGAUCUUUCGCUGAAGAUUGAGCCCAGGCUUCCUGCCUGAGUUACAGCCGCUUGUGGCCAGUGGGAGCCUGCCAAACCUGGACCCCCAAGGGUAACAUGCCCACAUAAUCUCAUCAAUCAAGAGGAAAUCAGGAAGUUUUGAAAGCGACAUGGAAAUGGAAAUAAGAGACUGAUGGGAGAGAUAUCUUGAGAGUAGUAUGAGAACAGUCGAACAAGCUUCAGAGUUUUACAAGCGACUGAGGGAGCAUGAGAAGUGGACAGGCUGAGAUUUUCUAAGGUGUUGGGCUGAUUGUCUUCAAGGAAAAUGAGCUGCAUUGCAUGAGGGUUUUAAGAGAAAAUGACAUAUCGCUGUGUGUGCUCAUCAUUCCUCAGUGGAGAGUGUGGUGCACAAAACAUCACACAUCCUCAGACAGCCUGAGAGUGCAGGGAAGGCUGGGAUCAUGGAGUAAAUGAAAUACAGUGGAUAUAACAGAGAUGUAGCAUAUACAGAUAGUGUGACAGAGAGAUGUCUGAGAUUGUGUCUCUGUGCUGUUGUUCUGUGUUCUGUUGCCUGUGCAUUUCCGUGCCAUGUCCUGGAGCAAGAGCCCCAAAAAUGCUUUCUGUCAUGAUGGUCACUGCAUAAAACUUGCAUGAUUUCAGCUUGGGAUAUAUCUGUGUAAAUGGCCUUCAACCUGACCCCUGACCCUCAGCUUAGCAUGCUUCACUCUCACCAGAGUGACUCUCUAAGCCACUAUGCACCCUCAGUGGGAUGGGUAUGGCAAAAUGCCUUUAAGCCUUCAAAGAUAAUGUAGAGAGACACUAAAAUGAAACAUAUAAUUUAAAAUGGAAAAUUUGAUAUAUUUUGCCAAAGUGGCUGAUUUGUUCAUUGAUGAAACAAUUCUGUAUUUAUCUUUAGUCGGCCUUUCCCUGAAGACUUCCCUGAACAAUGGGGAGCUCAUGUCCACAUGAAUGAUACAAAAUUAAAAACUUUAUCAGUGCCUUCCACUAGUGUAGGUCAAUUUCCCCACAACUGCCAAUUUACAAGCAUAAAGUUUUAUAUAAAUCACUCGUUCAACUUCUUUUUUUCAGAAAAUAGGUCAUGUGGACUUAACAGUAGCAUGUUAGUGUAAACACGGUAAAGUCAUUGCAGCAUCUGAUCGUCAGCAAAUAUCUCCCUCUAGUGUUUGAACAUUGUUAUAACCUUUACUGACCCAAAGCUUUUGCAGUGUUUGUGUGCAGUUUGAUUUUUUUGGCUUUUACAAAUUGUCUGAUACUGGCGUGUAGUCAGGUCCCAGUGUGUAACUCUUGGAUGUAGAUUGGGACAGUUUUGCACUCUCUGAGAUGUAGCUUUGCUUGAGUGACAGUAUGAUCGUUAUUUACCAUGCUAUUUAUUUCAUCAAAUACUGUAUUUAUAUUUGUACAUAGUGACUCCACACAUAUCACAUGAUUGAUGAAGGAAUACUUUGAAUUGUUAUGCUGUGAAUAAUCAUUUUAUUGUUUUAGCUUUUUCUUUUUUCCUUUUUUUUGUCUUUCUUGAUUAUAUGUUGAAUUCUAGUUUUGCAUCCCAGGCUCUUGUAUUGCAAGAAAUCUGUUUAACUUUAUUUUAAAAAAAGAUGUCUUUUGAAGAUUUAAAAAAAAAUGUAGCAUUUGAAUAAUCAGAAUCUGUUUUCUGUAUUGCUGAUAUGAUGAACAUAGUUGUCCUGCAUGCACACAACAGCUGCAUGUUGUGCAUGUCUGACUGGACGUUCCCUGUACCUUAUCCUUCUGCUUCUCUAUAUUAAUAUUCUCUCUGUAGCUGUCAGGAGGCUCUGUUAAAAGGCAUAAGACCAAUAUUUUGUCCGUCAGAUCUGGAACGUUUGUCUCUUGGUGUACUUGGUGUCGGUCCUAAUCCUUAGGCUUUGUCACCUGCAAAACGGUCUGUUGUCAUGCAGUAGCAGUGUUGGAAGUUAUGCAGGCCUCAGUGAAAACGGAAAACUUCCCUCAUAAAACAAUAACCUUGUUCCAGAUUUAUUAGGUGAAAUGUUUUCAGGCUUUGCUUUUGGGAAAACUUGUCCUUUGCACAGCGCCUAUAAUUCUGAGCGUCUGUUUUACACACAGGUUAGGGAAGAUUGGAUGCUAUGUUUGUAUUGUAAUAUUAUUUUUAUGUAUUUCUGUGUUUAUUUAUUUGUUUGCAUUUUUCACUUGUAGGUGCAGGGGAAAUAAA